This is a messenger RNA of Symbiodinium sp. CCMP2592, 2163 nucleotides long. NCBI's taxonomy places the organism in Eukaryota, Dinophyceae, Suessiales, Symbiodiniaceae. The record is from the annotation of a GenBank genome assembly.
AUGGCGACCGCUUCCCCGGCCGAACAGCCGGUCCCCGAAGAGGACGUGGACGACGACGAACCUGCCGAGCCUUUCGAUCCUUGGGCGGCCGGACUACUUGAUCCGGGCAAGGCUUUGGCUGGCUACAACGAAAUCGAAGCCACAGAUGGGGUUCCGUUCGACGACAUGAAGUACCUGGCGAAGAGCGAGAGCUGGAUGAAGGCCAAGGACGGUGGCGAGCAGCUACUGGCGGCCAUGGAUACUCGGGAUCUCUACGGUGAUGAUGAGCGCGAAGACAUGCUGAAUAGCCUCUUCAAGAUCACCUACUCGGUGAGACGUCAGAAGAACGAGGGCCACAAGGAGUUCUUUUCCAGAUGGGAGCUGGCAAUUCGCAAGCUGUCGGAGCACAACAUCACCUUGCCGGCCGAGAAUCUGGGAUUCCUGCUCACGAUGGCCCUCCAGCUGAACCAGGAGGAGGUCAAGCUGUUAAUGAACUUCACUCAGGGGAAGCUAAGCCAGAAGGAUGUGAAGGAGUGGGUGCGUGUCCAUGAGACCAACUUGGACCUCAAGUCAUCCGGUCAUGCGGCGGCGACGAUCAAGAACAAACCGGUGGCGGCCUACCACACGGAGACCCAGGAGGACUACCACGACCCUCCUGAUGGUGACGAGGCAGGCCAGGAGGACAACCUCGAGGUUCUUUUGAGUGCCAUGCAAGACCUCGACGAGGCGGACCAGGGCGAUUUCAAUGGAGAGGACUCUGGAGUCUUUGAUGAAGAAGAUGCCAGGGAGAUAUUGUCGACAAUGGUCAAGGAACAUGCCCGGAAGCGGACCUUCACCGCUGUGAAUGAGGCCAAGAAGAACAAGAGCCUGGCCCGUGGAUACGGGGCUGGCGCCCGCCACUCCUUUGGAAAGGGCGGUUUCCGCCCCGCUCCCAAGGGCGGCUUCGAAGGAUCCUACAAGGUGUCGAUUGAAGCUUUGAAGCGGCGGACCCGCUGCUCCAACUGCCAGCAGAUAGGGCACUGGCAUCGGGAAUUUCGGGAAUGCCCUCGCCCUCCUCGAUCUGGCGGCAAAGGAGCGAAGGGAGACAAGGAGCAUAGUGCACAUCUGAUGGAGACCGGCGCCCACGAGGCCCAUUUUCUGGGCUUCGAGGAUUUUCUCCGGAUCAAGAAGGCUAUCAAUGAUGAGGCUGGCGACAUGAUGAAGUUCGGAUCCUCUUCCGGUAGUGGUCAGAAGCCGCAACCUGCCAGCACUGCCUCGACUUUGCCCGCAUAUAAGGAGCGACUGCCGGGACAUGAUGUUCUGUUUCUUGAUAGAGCGUCUCAGGUCCCAUGGGAUGAUGAUGACACAUGUGCUACGGUUGACACGGGCUGCCAGAGAUCCGCAGUAGGUAGCGACACAUUGCAGAAGAUGCUGGAGUGUCAGCCCCCAGGCCUUAGAACGAUAGUGAAGAACGAGAUCCACCACUUCAAAUCCAUCAACGGCAUCAGUAGGACCAACCGUGUGGCAUGUGUUCCUACCAGUUUGGGACCCAAGGGGUGUUUGUUGAGACCAGCGGUGUUCGAAGAUGAGGCUACGCGGAAGGCACCCUUUCUGUUAUCAUUGCCCUUCUUGCUGCAUUGUCGGUCGGUGUUGCACCUUGAUCCAGAACAGGGUUUACAGCUGGAGCUCAAGAAAUUCAAUCAUGUAGUUCCACUGCAUAUCGGGCCUUCCGGAGCGCUGAGAGUUCCUCUGCACAGGUUUACUAGGGAAAUGUACGCGGAGCUUAGUCAAGCAGUGGAUCAGCUUCAGGGAGCGCAUGAUGUGCAUCAGCUCACCGAACCUUGCGAAGACCGGCUCAGAAACCACCCUAGUGCUUUCUUACCUCCUCGUGAUCCUCCGCCUUCAGCUCCUUGUGAUCAUGCCGGCGGAAAAGCGCUCCCGGAUUCAGAAGCCCGAGCCCGAAAUCAGCGAGAGCGUGCUAGCCUGGAGCAGGAUGGUGCUCCGAAUGAUCAUGGUGUGUGUGAACGCCGGGUCAGAGGACCACGCUCUCUCCUGAUCCAGCAGGUGACGAACGAGCUUCCCCAGCUGACGGGGGACGAGCUGCGGCAACUACGGCUGGCAGUGGACCACCAUCUGGGGCGGAGAUCGGUCGAGCAGAUGUCGCCCGAACAACGAUGGCAAGCCUACCGGGACCAAAGGAAGUGA